Messenger RNA from Triticum urartu, 699 nucleotides. The record is from RefSeq and is a predicted model, not a curated record. NCBI's taxonomy places the organism in Eukaryota, Viridiplantae, Streptophyta, Magnoliopsida, Poales, Poaceae.
AUGUGCUGCUCGCCCCAGCAUUGCGAUGUGUACAAUGGUGGUUUGCUUUGGAAUACAAAGUGGGGGAAACCCUUUUUAGAUAAGGUUUUUGACCUUGAUAUGAAAUGUCUAGACAAAAGUUUUGAAGGAGUAACAGAAUAUGAGGUACUGAGUAGAAUUCAGCACAGGAACCUUGUACCCAUCCUCACUACAUGUUCGACCAUAGACAAUAAAGAUAUCGCUUUCAAAGCUCUAGUUUAUAAAUUCAUGCCUAAAAGAAAUUUGGACACAUGGUUGCAUAAUACAUAUUCGGGUAGUUCUUCCAAAUGUUUGAGCUUAGCUCCAAGAGCAAGCAUAGCUACCGGUAUAGCCGAUACAGUGGCUUAUUUACACAAUGAUUGUGAAAGAAAGAUUAUACAUUGUGAUCUAAAACCAACUAAUAUCCUUCUAGACGAUGAUAAGAAUGCUUAUUUGGGAGGCUUUGGCAUUGCAAGCCUCAUCGGACAUUCAAGUUUAGUCACCUCAACUAGGCUGAAGGUAACAAUAGGGUACAUAGCUCUAGAAUAUGCUCAAAGUGUGUAUGCAUCAAUCCGUGGGGAUGUUUACAGUUUCGGAAUAGUACUCCUAGAGAUGCUCAUUGAUGAAAGAUCAACAUACCCUAUGUCUGAGUUCAUGUGGUCAACUUUGUGGACAGGAUUCCCUAAAAAAAUUACUUUGUGA